Panicum virgatum (switchgrass) is the source of this 1017-nucleotide messenger RNA. RefSeq names its product BTB/POZ and MATH domain-containing protein 2-like. Gene Ontology annotation, biological process: protein ubiquitination. The transcript has 2 exons. Gene Ontology annotation, molecular function: protein binding. The coding region runs from base 1 to 1017 and encodes 338 amino acids. The record is from RefSeq and is a predicted model, not a curated record. NCBI's taxonomy places the organism in Eukaryota, Viridiplantae, Streptophyta, Magnoliopsida, Poales, Poaceae.
AUGAGCACCAACAUGAUCGACUCCUGUAGCUUCACGCAUCAGUUCAAGCUCAACUUCGAGGAGACGAAGCACGUCGCCAUCGACCACGUCGUCUGCUCCGGCGACAUCUCCGCUGGGGGGCACCUCUGGAGGAUCGAAUGCUUCCCCCGCGGGCGACGGAAGAAGAAAGACGAGGCCGAGCACCUCUCUCUCUUUCUCAAUCAUCUGAGCGAAGCCGACGACGCCCUAGCUGUCUUCGAGGCCUUCGUCAUGGUGGACGACCGAGACGGCGCUUCAUCAUCCUCGUCCCAUAGAAAAAGGUGCGCUCACAUCUACACACCAAAGGGCUCCUCCAAGAGUGAUCGGGGUUGGCCGCUGUUCGUGGAGCGAAGCGUCCUCGGGUCGCUCUGCCUCACUGACGGAUCCUUCGUCAUCACGUGCGUGGUCAAGAUACUGAGACUGGCCUUAGACGACGUCCCGCCCUCCGACAUACGGAGCCAACUCGGCGCCCUGCUGGAUUCCGCGGACGGCUCCGACGUGUCGUUCGCCGUCGGCGGCGAGGAGUUCCCCGCUCACCGGGCGGUGCUCGCCGCCCGCUCUCCGGUGUUCAAGGCGCAGCUCCUGGGAUCCAUGGCGGACGCCAAGAUGGCAUCCAUCGUCUUGCACGACAUCGCGCCCGCGACGUUCAAGCUCAUGCUUCGAUUCAUCUACACCGACACAUUUCCGGCAGAUGGCUUGCUCACAACUGCGACCGAGAACCUUCGAGACCUGCUCGCCGCGGCCGACCGCUACGCACUGGACCGCCUGAAGCUCCUGUGUGCCAGGAAGCUGUGGGAUGUUGUGUCCACUGAAACGAUUGCUACUAUUUUGGCCUGUGCCGAGACGUACAACUGCCCGGAGCUGAGGAAGAAGUGCGUCAACUUCUUUGCGGACGAGAAGAACUUCAAGAAAGCCGUGCUGACCGAUGGUUUUGUUCAGUUGGUGCAGAAGUUCCCGUCGGUUCUCGGCGAGCUCAGGGUGAAGGUCGUCGGGGCAUAG